Molecule: messenger RNA, 1218 nt
Organism: Drepanopeziza brunnea f. sp. 'multigermtubi' MB_m1
Lineage: Eukaryota; Fungi; Ascomycota; Leotiomycetes; Helotiales; Drepanopezizaceae
Source: RefSeq, a predicted model, not a curated record
AUGUCAUCAUCUUCUACCAUCACCUUCGGCGUCGAACUUGAGUUCAACCUCGCUUACACCCUCCAAGACCAGCCCCCUGACCCAAAGCAGACACGCCAGCUGUAUUUCCCCAGUAUCCCCGCCGAUCACAUAUAUUGGAGGAGUAACUUCGUUCACCCGCUCGCCGGCGGCGUCGAGAAAACCAUCAGCGAAGACGACGUCAUCCUCAAAUCAAUAUGUGUAAGUCGAACCCUCGCCUCCCUCAUCCACAACAUCGCCGGCUACCCCGUCCCCGGCGUCUUUGGCAACAGAAACCCCGCCGUCUGGCAAGUAGCCACUGACCACAGCGUGAAAGCCCCAAUGCCGACUGCCGCGACGCGCCACUACCGCUGGCUGCCGAUGGAAAUCAAAUCGCCCGCGCUCCCCUUUAGCGCGGCCUCGCUGCAGCAGGUUGCGCACGUGUGCGCGCUCCUCUCGGACUCCUUCGUGGUGGACGCCGGUGUGGAAUCAGCCGGCUUGCACGUCCACGUCUCAGCCGGAAGCAGCGGCAGAGGCAAGACGUUCGCCUUCAGCACCAUGCACGCGCUCCUGAUGCUCCUCUGGACCUGCGAGCCGCAAUUCCAGACGCUGCACCCGCCUCACCGCCAGCCGUGCCAGAACCCCUACGCGCGAAGCCUGCGAGCGGCCUCAAGACUGGCUUUUCGCUACCAGAGCCGCCGCGGCCAGCCCCCGACGGUGCUGCAGGGCUUGGCCGAGCUGGCGACGUGCACGACGCUAGUGGGCUUGCUGGACCAAGCGACGCAUUACAGCCGGAUCAAGUUCAUGGCGUGCAAUUUCCUCAAUGCGUGGCAGUUUGCGCGGGACGACGGGCUCUGUGACGAUAUUCCCACUGUGGAGUUCCGCGCCCACGAAGGGACGCUGGAUGGUGAGAGAGUCGUGCAGUGGGUCUCUCUUAUUUGCGGACUCGUGCAGAAGCUCGGGCAUAUCCACCCGGAGUCCCUGGCGGAGAUGCUGCAGGUGGUUGCGAAGUGUGAGACGUGGCAGAAGGUAGGUGAUCCUGCCACCGACGCCGAGAACGAGCGCCGCUUUGGCCCGGUGCUUGCGGAGAGCGGCUUCACGGUGAUCGAUCUGCUGAGCGGGCUCGGCCUGGAGGAAUCCGCCGCCUACUAUCGAAGUGAUGAAGGCGACGCCCCUAAGCUUGAUACGAGAUCUGCACGAGUCAUUGAGGCUGGCCUCUGA